AUGUCUGGCGUACUCGAACCGUUCCAGGAGCUUACUCCAGAUAAUCGCGGCCCCGUCGUGGUAGUAGUAUCGUUUAAUCUGAUCGUCAUCACGCUCAGUAUUGCCGCCAUCCGCGUCGCACUUGCUCUUCGUCAUCGACUUGAGCUUAUGUUUGAUGAUGUGACUUUUGCGCUGGCCGUAGCUUUUGCAGUCACAAAUUCCGCCCUUCUUUAUCGGGCUGUGCUUGCUGGCCUUGGAAGACACGACACAAGUCUUAGCCCGGCAGGUCUUACCUCGUACUUCAAGCUUGUCUAUGCGGGCCAACUUGCCGGUAUCAUCGCCAUGGCAUCGGCCAAGGCGUCCGUUGUGAUGCUGUUCAAGCGGGUAGCACCAUCAGUGCAUCGCGGUUACUAUAUCGCCCUCGCACUCACUGCUGGCUGGGCAGUCUUUUGUUUCUUCAGCUUGGCGUUUCAGUGCCCAUUGCCUGAGCUAUGGCGAUUCGCACCAUCGCGGUGCCCCUCGCGCAGUUCUCUGAAUUACGCGGUUAUUAUAUCGAACAUGGUAACAGAUGUGAUCCUUGCCGUGGGUGCCUAUCGGAAAAUCUGGAAGUUAAAGAUGGCCAAGGCCGCGCGGAUUAAAGUGAUAAGUCUAUUCGGAACGAGGGUUCUCGUGUCUCUCGUAGCUAUAGGCCAGAUUGUUGCAGUGGGCAAAUCUUUGCGUUCAGCAGAUCAAACGUGGGCCAGCUUAGACCUAGCGAUCUGGGAUCAGAUCGUUAUCCACUUCUCCGUGAUCACCGCGACGAUUCCACGCACGAAUUCCUUCUGGAACAGUCUCCAAACCGGCAAAACCGGCACCUACGUUACGCAAGAGGAGUACGAGCUCAGCGACUCGCGGGGCGGCAGCACCGGGAUGUUCACGAAGCGGUCCGGAAGCACGCGGCCCAAGUCCAAUCUCCAAUCCAACCUCCGCAGCCAGGACAACUCGCCUUUCCCUCUUGUACCUCCAGUCGAGUCGAAAGUCAGCACCCGCGCGUACGCUAGCACCUCGGAAACCCACUACGACGACUUCCGCAGCCAGGCCAUCAUGGGCGGGGCCGAAGAUGAAGACUCUAGCCAAUCCAGUCUUAAGCAACGAGGCCUCCAUGGGGAAAUCUGGCGGGAUGUGGAGGUUUCGAUCCAGGUGGAGGAUGCAGAUACCAGGAGCAGAUCGGGAAAUGGUGUCGCAUUUUAA
Coniosporium apollinis CBS 100218 is the source of this 1209-nucleotide messenger RNA. RefSeq lists its product as uncharacterized. The transcript has 6 exons. The record is from RefSeq and is a predicted model, not a curated record. Bases 1 to 1209 code for a protein of 402 amino acids. NCBI's taxonomy places the organism in Eukaryota, Fungi, Ascomycota, Dothideomycetes.